AUGUUGCCUAUUCCAGCAGUCUCCACUGCGCGAAAAUUUCAGGUUCAUGGACCAAACGAGCCUAAUAUGAUUGAUUUCAAUAAUAUGAACCAAAUCGUGUCGCAUCGUGUACCGACCACUCGGAUCUCCACAUUUCUUGUCACUCUCAUCUCAUUUCUGCUGGUUUUGGUGGUGUUCGCCACGUGUGUCAUGUGUAUCACUUAUGUGAGAAGGAAACUGAAACGGAGACAGGAGAAUAGUCUUCUCUGCCGUGACGCCACAUCGGAAACCCUCAUCGAAUCUUCAUUAAUCAACAGUGAUACUCACACAAUGUACAGUGCAAUUGAUGUUUGA
This is a messenger RNA of Caenorhabditis remanei, 333 nucleotides long. RefSeq lists its product as uncharacterized. Lineage: Eukaryota; Metazoa; Nematoda; Chromadorea; Rhabditida; Rhabditidae. The transcript has 3 exons. The record is from RefSeq and is a predicted model, not a curated record. Bases 1 to 333 code for a protein of 110 amino acids.